AUGGCGGAAGCUGAGAACGGCUCUAUCGAGCCAACACAAACAUCCGUAUCCCAGGCAGACAAUAAGCAGAAUGGGGUCGAUGUUGUUACAGAACCGCAGAUUCCGGAGGAGGUCGCAAGGUCCAAACCCGAGAUACCAACCGAGCCAGAACGCCAAACAGUCGAAUUCGACGUGCCAGAGCAGGGCGAUCCGUCAUCGGACCGAUUGGAGACCAACGAUAGUAGCCUAUCCCAAGAACAAUCCGCAACACCUCCGCCAGCGGCGACAACUUCCGAAUCCCUCGAUCCCGCAAACCAGCAGAGCCAAUUAGAGAAGGAAGAAAAUCAGAACGAUACUACACUCGAAGAUGAGACGGCUGCUGCUGUAGAGCAGGCAGAAGAAGGCCCAGAAGCGCCAUCGACUGUAACCCAAGAUGAGCCGCUUGCUCAAGAGCCGCGAAUGCGAUCUGACUCGCGAUCGACUACCGCGACUAUGGCAACCCAUCGGUCAUCGACAGUCAGCUCGACAGUCUUUAUCGUUACGGCUUUGGACACAAUUGGUGCCUCAAGGGAAGCUCGGAGGAGCAAGGAAUUGGAGGAUUCUGUGAAGAAUGCGCUUGCCAAUGUCAAACAGUCAGAUCGCCAGCCGAUUGACCCCGAGGUUAUAUUCCGCCCACUGUUGAUCGCCAGUCGGACAGACAGCAUACCUCUCCAAGUCACAGCUCUGGAUUGUAUCGGCAAACUAAUCACUUACUCUUACUUUGCCUUCCCAUCCGCUCAAGAAGCCAAGGCAUCCGGCCCGGAAAGCACACCGCAACAGACUCCUCUCAUUGAACGAGCAAUUGAUGCUAUUUGCGAAUGCUUUGACAAUGAGAAUACGUCGAUCGAGAUUCAACAGCAGAUCAUCAAGUCACUUCUUGCUGCAGUUUUGAAUGACAAGAUUGUGGUACACGGGGCGGGUCUUUUGAAAGCCGUCCGUCAAAUUUACAAUAUGUUCAUUUACUCCAAGUCUAGUCAGAACCAGCAAAUUGCCCAGGGAUCUCUCACACAGAUGGUCAGCACGGUCUUUGACAGGCUUCGUGUGAGACUUGAUCUGAAAGAGUUACGUUUGCGUGAAGUUGAACAGACUCAGGGUACCUCUUCUGAUGCGGUAACUAUUGAACCUUCCGAGGUAACCCCUUCCGGUGAGGAGGAUCAGGUCUCUGAUGUUGCGUCCAUAGCAACAGACCAGCCUCCUCCAAAAGAGCCUACCGAGAAGCUCACUUUGGAGAGUUUUGAGUCAAACAAGGAAGUUACCACCGUCAAUGACAAUGCCCCAACGAUGGUUACACGCGCCAAUAUCAGUCAGAAGCGAGCGCAGUCCGCGCCCGUUGCAACCGGGGAAGAUAAAGAUACUGCUGACGCAACGAGUGACGAAGAUGAUGUGGAUGAAAUCUACGUUAAAGAUGCCUUCCUAGUCUUUAGGGCUCUUUGCAAACUGAGCCAUAAGAUCCUCAGUCAUGAACAGCAGCAGGAUCUCAAAUCCCAAAACAUGAGAUCGAAGUUGCUCUCCCUACAUCUGAUUCAUUAUCUGAUUAACAACCAUGUCGCCGUUUUUACCUCUCCUCAUCUCACAAUCAGGAACAACGCGGGUAGCUCUGACGCUAUGACAUUUCUCCACGCUGUCAGGCCUCAUCUCUGCCUCAGUCUGAGUCGAAAUGGCUCUAGCUCAGUUCCCAGAGUAUUUGAGGUCUGUUGCGAGAUCUUCUGGCUCAUGUUGAAGCAUAUGAGGGUCAUGAUGAAGAAAGAGCUCGAGGUUUUCAUGAAGGAAAUAUAUCUCGCUAUCCUCGAAAAGCGGAAUUCUCCAGCAUUCCAAAAACAAUAUUUCAUGGAAAUCCUGGAGAGACUGGCCGAUGAACCUCGUGCUUUGGUCGAAAUAUAUCUCAAUUACGACUGCGAUCGGACGGCGCUGGAGAACAUCUUUCAAAACAUCAUCGAACAAUUAUCCCGCUACGCGAGUGUGCCCACAACCGUGAGCCCCGCUCAACAACAGCAAUACCACGAGCAACAUGUCAAGGCCUCAACCGUAGGAAACGAAUGGCAUCAGCGCGGUACCCUGCCACCGUCGCUCACAAGUGCCCACAUGAUCGGCAGCCCACAGCCUACCCUACAGACCAUACCGCCGGAGUAUACACUCAAGCACCAAGCUGUUGAGUGCUUAGUUGAGAUCCUUCAGUCACUCGACAACUGGGCCUCGCAGCGCAGCGUCGACCAGACUGCUGCUCGGACAUUUUCUCAGAAGUCUGUUGACAACCCUCGAGAUUCUCUGGAUAGCAGCGUCCCCACCUUUCUCUCCUCACCACGUGUUGAUGGUGCCGACGGCAGUACUGGCCGGUCCACUCCGGUCCCAGAUGACGAUCCAAGCCAGAUAGAAAAGAUGAAACAGAGAAAGAUUGCGCUCACGAAUGCGAUCCAGCAAUUCAAUUUCAAACCCAAGCGGGGCAUCAAGCUUUUUGUUCAGGAAGGAUUCGUCCGCUCCAAUACUCCCGAGGAAAUUGCAGCUUUUAUACUCCGCAACGACCGCUUAGAUAAGACCAUGAUCGGAGAAUACCUUGGGGAAGGCGACCCCGAAAACAUUGCUAUCAUGCACUCCUUCGUCGAUAUGAUGGAUUUCUCUAAACGACGUUUUGUGGAUGCUCUCCGCUCCUUUCUGCAACAUUUCCGGUUGCCGGGAGAAGCUCAGAAAAUUGAUCGUUUUAUGCUGAAGUUCGCAGAACGCUAUGUGACCCAAAACCCGAAUGCGUUUGCCAAUGCCGAUACAGCGUAUGUCCUGUCAUACUCUGUGAUAAUGCUCAACGUGGAUCAGCACAGUAGCAAGAUCAAGGGACGCCGAAUGACUCCUGAGGAUUUUAUCAAGAACAACCGAGGUAUCAACGAUAAUCAAGACUUACCUGAUGAGUAUCUUACAUCGAUCUUUGAGGAGAUUGCCAAUAAUGAGAUCGUCCUCGACACUGAGAGGGAGCAAGCGGCGAACGCUGGCGUUCCCACAUCUGCUCCGGCUGGCCUUGCAUCUAGAGCAGGGCAGGUGUUUGCUACUGUCGGACGAGAUAUACAAGGUGAAAAAUAUGCCCAGGCUUCCGAGGAAAUGGCCAAUAAGACUGAGCAACUAUAUCGAAGCCUGAUACGAGCCCAGCGCAAAAACGCUGCUAAAGAGGCGCUGUCGCGAUUCAUUCCCGCAACUUCCGUUCAACAUAUUGGCUCCAUGUUCAAUGUGACUUGGAUGUCGUUUCUCUCAGGGCUGUCGGCUCCUAUGCAAGAUACACAGAAUCUCAAGACCAUCAAGCUUUGCAUGGAGGGUAUGAAGCUCUCUAUACGCAUCAGUUGUGCGUUUGAUCUAGAGACUCCACGAGUUGCGUUUGUCACAGCAUUGGCCAAAUUCACAAACUUGGGCAACGUUCGGGAGAUGGUCGCGAAGAACGUCGAAGCAUUGAAGAUUUUGCUUGACGUUGCACUCUCUGAAGGGAAUCACCUCAAGAGUUCUUGGCGGGAGAUUCUCACAUGUGUCAGCCAGCUCGAUAGGCUUCAGCUUCUUAGUGACGGGGUUGAUGAGGGUUCUUUGCCGGAUGUUUCACGGGCUCGUGUACUACCUCAACCUUCAUCCGAUGGCCCUAGAAGGUCAAUGCAAGCUUCACGGCGUCCCCGUCCCAAGUCCAUCACCAGCAAUACCCCCUUCCGAGCGGAAAUCGCCAUGGAAAGCCGCUCGGCUGAGAUGGUUAAAGGAGUAGAUCGAAUCUUCACCAACACGGCUAACCUCUCGCAUGAGGCAAUAAUCGAUUUCGUUCGAGCUUUGAGCGAGGUAAGCUGGCAGGAGAUUCAGUCGUCUGGUCAAACCGAGUCUCCCCGCACAUAUAGCUUGCAGAAGCUGGUUGAAAUCAGCUACUACAACAUGACUAGAAUCAAGAUCGAGUGGUCUAAGAUUUGGGAAGUUCUUGGGCAGCACUUCAAUCAAGUUGGAUGCCACUCAAACACUAAUGUGGUCUUUUUUGCCCUCGAUUCGCUCCGCCAACUCUCGAUGCGCUUCAUGGAAAUUGGAGAGCUCCCGGGAUUCAAGUUCCAGAAAGAUUUUCUCAAGCCAUUCGAGCAUGUCAUGGCAAAUAGCAAUGCUGUUACCGUGAAAGACAUGAUUCUGCGGUGUCUCAUCCAGAUGAUCCAAGCCCGUGGAGACAACAUCCGCUCAGGCUGGAAAACUAUGUUCGGGGUGUUCUCCUUCGCGGCUCGGGAACCGUAUGAGGGCAUUGUGAAUAUGGCAUUCGAGCACGUUACUCAGAUCUACAAUACCCGGUUCGGUGUGGUAAUUACACAAGGAGCCUUCCCUGACCUCAUCGUCUGCCUCACGGAGUUCUCCAAGAACAUGAGAUUUCAGAAGAAGUCCCUACAAGCAAUUGAGCUUCUGAAAUCGACAGUCGCAAAAAUGCUGAAAACUCCUGAAUGCCCUCUAUCUCAUCGCAGUACGCCUUCGGAAGGUGCCCACGAGGAUGCUACGAACCUCAGUCAACAACUCACUCGGCAGUCGAAAGAGGAGCAGUUCUGGUAUCCUAUCUUGAUUGCUUUCCAAGAUAUACUCAUGACUGGUGAUGAUCUUGAGGCGCGAUCGCGCGCUCUAACCUAUCUUUUUGACACCUUGAUACGGUAUGGAGGUAGCUUCCCUCAAGAGUUCUGGGACGUUCUCUGGAGACAGCUCCUGUACCCCAUUUUCGUCGUUCUGCAGUCGAAGUCGGAGAUGUCCAAGGUUCCCAAUCAUGAAGAACUUUCGGUCUGGCUGUCGACUACGAUGAUUCAAGCGUUGAGAAACAUGAUCACGCUGUUCACGCAUUACUUCGACGCUCUUGAGUAUAUGCUUGCCCGUGUUCUCGAACUGCUCACGCUCUGCAUUUGUCAAGAGAACGACACCAUCGCGCGAAUCGGCAGCAAUUGCCUACAGCAACUGAUACUACAGAAUGUGGAAAAGUUCCAAAAAGAACACUGGAACAAAAUCGUUGGUGCUUUCAUCGAGCUUUUUAACAAAACUACCGCAUACGAACUGUUUACGGCUGCAACAUCUGUAGCACCAAAGCCUACAAGUUUGCCUCAAACUCCAAAUGGGCAAACAUCAGCCAGCCAGGAGCCUGAGCAGGACCCUACCGAGCCACUCUCAACCCCAGUGGUAGAAACCCCUGCGGAAUCUUCAAAGCCCAACGGGACGGAAGGCGUAACACCCGAGCAUGAAGAAGGCGACAUGCCUGCAGCUUCGAAUGCCGAUUUGGAGGACUACAGGCCACAAGCAGAUGUACAGCAGCAGCCGGCUGCUGUUACAGCUGCGCGGCGCCGCUAUUUUAAUCGUAUUAUCACGAACUGCGUGCUCCAGUUGCUUAUGAUUGAGACCGUUCACGAAUUGUUCUCCAACGACAAAGUCUACGCUCGAAUUCCCAGCAACGAGCUACUCCGUCUGAUGGGCUUGCUUAAGAAGAGCUAUCAAUUUGCCAAGAAGUUCAAUGAGAACAAGGAUCUUCGCAUGCAAUUAUGGCGUCAAGGAUUCAUGAAAUCGCCGCCGAAUCUUCUGAAGCAAGAAAGUGGGAGUGCUGCGACAUAUGUCCAUAUCUUGUUUAGGAUGUACCAUGAUGAGCGAGAGGAGAGAAAGAGCAGCCGCACUGAGACGGAGGCGGCAUUAAUUCCUCUCUGCGCGGACAUCAUUCGCGGCUUUAUUCGACUUGACGAGGACUCACAGCACCGCAAUAUCGUUGCCUGGCGUCCCGUUGUUGUUGAUGUUAUCGAAGGCUACACGAACUUCCCCCGUGAGGGCUUCAAUAAACACGUUGAGAUAUUUUACCCCUUGGCUGUCGACUUGCUGAGUCGCGACCUAAACGCCGAAAUUCGUCUUGCGAUCCAGUCUUUGUUACAACGUAUCGGCGAGACAAGAUUAGGUAUACCUGCGCGACCUUCGCCGAUGCCUAUCAGCCCAAGACAUUCAGUAUCAGAGCGGCCGUCCCGCAAGCAUAGUGUCGGCAAGCACUGA
This is a messenger RNA of Aspergillus calidoustus, 6009 nucleotides long. NCBI's taxonomy places the organism in Eukaryota, Fungi, Ascomycota, Eurotiomycetes, Eurotiales, Aspergillaceae. The record is from the annotation of a GenBank genome assembly.